Glycine soja is the source of this 829-nucleotide messenger RNA. RefSeq lists its product as uncharacterized. The transcript has 3 exons. Gene Ontology annotation, cellular component: ribosome. The record is from RefSeq and is a predicted model, not a curated record. Lineage: Eukaryota; Viridiplantae; Streptophyta; Magnoliopsida; Fabales; Fabaceae. Bases 1 to 459 code for a protein of 152 amino acids. Gene Ontology annotation, molecular function: structural constituent of ribosome. Gene Ontology annotation, biological process: translation.
AUGCUUAGUGGGCCUGAUCCAAGCCGAAAAUCCACUCGCCUUUGUUGCCCCCAAAACCUUUCUUUCUGCUUCUCCCAUCCAUCGCUUCUGGAAUCUCGUCAUAGUUCUUUCAGUUGCCAUAUACCCUCUCUCUUUACCUCUCAGACACUACAAGAAGCCAUGAAGGUGCGGUCAUCUGUGAAGAAGAUGUGUGAAUUUUGUCAGAUAGUUAAGCGCCGGGGACGAAUCUAUGUGAUUUGCUCUGGGAACCCUAAGCACAAGCAACGACAGGGCAUGGCAACAUUUGCAAGUGAAGGCCCAUCUCGACCAGUGACCUCGGAAACAAGUAGCUGGAAGAUGGGGAUAAAGCCUGCUCAAAUUGCGCGACCAGGUCUGAUUUCUAAUACCCCUCAAAGGCACAGCUUGUCUAUGUUGUAUGGAUGGAGGGUGGGAUUGGCCUCUAUUCUGUCUAUGAAGUAGCAAAAAUAAUUAGUAACCUCGAACAUUACGAGUAAUAAGUGCGAAGAGAUUGAUAAUCAACGGUUAUGGAUUGAGGCCUCCAUCUUGCUCUUGCCUUUCUUUGUAUUGGUUGAUGAAGAUUUUUUCAAACUUUUUUUUUGUUUUGUGUGAUAUUUGAUUUACAUCACUCGGGGAUUUUGUUUCUCCGUUAAAAAUAUGGUCAACAGAUUGUAACCUCGUAGUAGAUUUGGUGUUCACUGUUAAGUGAAUCAGCGGAGCACAAUCGGUAGCGCCCUCCUCCUUAUUAUCUAUCACUUGACCAAAAGAUGAGAAUUUUUUGCAACGUAUUAUAAUCUAUUAUAUCUAUAUAUUACGCAGCUUUUGCUACCAA